Messenger RNA from Vicia villosa (hairy vetch), 1116 nucleotides. Its product is annotated as protein neprosin-like. The coding region runs from base 1 to 1116 and encodes 371 amino acids. NCBI's taxonomy places the organism in Eukaryota, Viridiplantae, Streptophyta, Magnoliopsida, Fabales, Fabaceae. The transcript has 9 exons. The record is from RefSeq and is a predicted model, not a curated record.
AUGAAUGAAACGUUAAAAUCACAUCUUCAACCGAUUAAUAGGUUUGCAGUCAAGGCAAUUCAGAGUGUUGAAGGUGAUAUUAUUGACUGUGUUUUGAUUCAUAAACAACCAGCUUUUAAUCAUCCUUUAUUAAAAGGACACAAACUAUGGAAUCCUCCAAAAAUAUCAAAAGGGCAUAAACAAAUGAAUAAUUUUAGUGAUAACAUUGAGUCUUGGAGUUUAUCAGGUGAAUUUUGUCCAGAAGGAACAAUACCAAUUAGAAGAAGAAAAGAAUAUAAAUUUUUUGGAAGAAAAGAUAUAAGCCAAAGACAUUAUCAUGCAACUGCGAUUGUGGAAGGGGGAUUCACAGGAGCAAAGGCUAACAUAAACAUCUGGACCCCCUCGGUGGAAAAGAAAGAUGAAUAUAGUGCGGCUAAAAUAUGGAUUAUCUCUCAAUCAUUUUCAGAAUUUAUUGAAGUUGGUUGGCAGGUCUUCCCGAGUAAAUACAGGGACAACAAGCCACGACUUUUUGUUUAUUGGACUGCUGAUGGUUAUAAACGAACGGGAUGCUAUAAUUUAGAAUGUCCGGGUUUUAUUCAAACUAACCGGGAAAUAUAUCUUGAAAGGGCAAUUUUUCGAACUUCCACAUAUAAUAAUAAUCAAUGUGGUUUGAACUUAAGGAUCGAGCAGGAUACGGAUAGUGGACAUUGGUGGCUUGGAUAUGGAGAUGGACAUAUAGUUGGAUACUGGCCAUCCAACCUAUUCAAAGAAUUAAAAGGUGAAGCACAUUUAGUUCAAUUUGGUGGAGAAGUAUUGGAUGUAAACCCAUCAGGGUAUCAUACCGCCACUUCCAUGGGUAGUGGUCAUUUUGCUGAAGAGGGUUUUGGAAAAGCUGCAUUUUUUAGUAAUAAUCAAGUUAAGGAUUCCACUUUUUCUAUGGUGGACCUGGUAGAAAUGAAAAUUGUCUUUAUGGUUUUUGACAAAAACUUGUUAAGUAAUGACUAUGUGGCAUUGCAAAUGGAAAUCAAGCGCUUGGGCUCGAGUGGCAAACGAGUCUUUGCAAAAGACGAUAUUCAGGGAAUACCGAGUUCUAUUCCUGGCAGAAACAACAUUUGGCCAGUGCACGUGCCUCCGUAG